AACCGGGGUAGCUAUUUCAUCCGAAACACCGGCCUCACUCUCACCCUGUUUAAUCGUCGUGUUGUCUGUGAAUUAGAGUUACAUUCAAAGAAUACACGACAUUCUGUUGUGAUGAAUAGUUAAAACUAUAGAGUGAGACAAUGAAAGUGUUUUAAAAAUGUUUUCUGGGGUAAUAAAUCAAGAUAAAGUAUCUCAGAUCAUUUUAUACUCAACUGUCCCUUGGUCACGUGACGCCUGUUUGUUGACAUGGUAACAGUACACUUCCUGGAGUGCAGAGAGCAGAGAGCAUCUUAACUUUGACCUCUCUGUGUUUAAAUUUAACUCUUACCUUCAUCCAGAGGCAGAAACAUGUCUGAUAUCGGAUCUGAUGACUUUGAUGAUGAACAGAACAAACUCGGGGAGUAUGAAGGAGACAGAAAUGAAGCCGGAGAGAGACACGGAGACGGUAAAGCUGUCCUUCCUAAUGGAGACGUGUAUCAGGGGCAGUAUAAGAGCGGACAGAGACACGGGGAGGGGACAUAUCGCUUCAAAAACGGGGCAAGAUAUGUGGGAGGUUAUUACCAGAACAUGAAACAUGGAGAGGGCACCUUCUACUACCCAGACGGGUCUAAAUAUGAAGGAUCGUGGGUGGAGGACCUGAGGCACGGUCACGGAAUCUACACUUACCCCAACAAAGACACGUAUGAUGGAGAGUGGAUGCACCACAUGAGACAUGGUCAGGGUGUUUACCACCAUCACGAAACUGGCUCCAAGUACACAGGAUCAUGGGUUAACGGCAAGAUGGAGUCAUCCGGAGAGUACAUCCACUCCAACCACAGAUACAAGGGGAACUUUGCAAACAGCUCCCCGUGGGGCCCGGGGAGGUAUGUGUUUGACAUCGGCUGUGAGCAGCAUGGAGAAUACCACCAAACAGAGCAGGACCGAGCUGAGGGCGCAUUUGGCGAGUUGGCCUCCACCGCCGUCCUCACGUGGGUUCCAAAGUGCAUCACCAGCCUGACGCCGUGGACUCCAGACAGAGACUCUGCAGUAGGUGAGAAGUACACACCUCCAGCAGAGGAGAGCACAGAGAGCUGAUCUACACGAUCAGACCACAGCCCGGCACCGCUCCACUUCUGUUCAGGAGUAACACCAUCACAUAAAGACAAAUGUAAAUAAAACUUUGAAUCCUGUA
This is a messenger RNA of Notolabrus celidotus (New Zealand spotty), 1171 nucleotides long. It is a transcript of the gene rsph1, whose product is annotated as radial spoke head component 1. The record is from RefSeq and is a predicted model, not a curated record. Gene Ontology annotation, biological process: spermatid development; axoneme assembly. The transcript has 8 exons. The coding region runs from base 349 to 1074 and encodes 241 amino acids. Gene Ontology annotation, cellular component: nucleus; motile cilium. NCBI's taxonomy places the organism in Eukaryota, Metazoa, Chordata, Actinopteri, Labriformes, Labridae.